GACUGUCCAAUCAGCGUCCGGAGGCGGUGCGGGGGCGGGCCCAUGGCUCUGGUGGGCGCGGCCGGGAGUGGAGCUGCGGGGCGGCUGGUGGGUGAAGCCGGUCAGGUGUGAGGGAACCAUGAGCCGUUUCCUGAACGUGCUGCGGAGCUGGCUGGUGAUGGUGUCUGUCAUAGCCAUGGGAAACACGCUGCAGAGCUUCUGGGACCACACCUUCCUGCACGAGAAACUCUACACCGGCAAGCCAGACCUCGUGAACGGCCUCCAGGCUCGGACCUUUGGGAUCUGGACCCUGCUCUCCUCAGUGAUCCGCUGCCUGUGUGCCAUUGACAUCCACAACAAGAUGCUCUACCAUGUCACGCUCUGGACCUUCUUCCUCGCGCUGGGCCACUUCCUGUCAGAGCUGCUCAUCUACGGCACCGCGGCGCCCACCGUCGGCGUCCUGGCGCCUCUGCUGGUGGCGAGCUUCUCCAUCCUCGGCAUGCUGGCUGGGCUGCGGUGUCUAGAGGUGGAGCCGGAGUCUAGGCAGAAGAAGAGAAACUGAGGUACCAGCACCACCCCAAGGCGUCCGCCCCCUGCCAUUCCCGUGGUCUCGAUUCUUGUCGCCUCGGCCCUUCUGACCCUUUACACUGAAGGCUUUCUUCAAAGUCCAAACAGAAAAGACAACAUUGUUCAUGUGAUUUAUUUUUCUUUGAGACAGAGAGAGAUAGACCACAGCACUGAAGCUUCCCCCGUCGCAGGGAUGGCCAGGCUCGAGCCCGGGUCGCUCCGUAUCCCAGGGAGCUUUUUCUCCCAGGACCCCUUUCCAGCCUUUUCCUUCCUUUUCCUCCUCGGAUCUGCCUUGUGUGGUGGAACCACAGGAACUGUGAGACUCCGAGCUGCCUCCUCAGUCAGAGCAGCUGCCCCCGGGGGCUGCUCCCAAGGGUGACUACCUGCCAGGGCUCCCCCGUGCAUCGCAUCGGACCCGGACUCCGUGCCAGCCCAGCGCCCACUGCCUCUUCUGAGAAGGGCUAGGCGGCCUCCUCCCCUCCAGCAAUGCGACACGGGCUGUUUUUAGACCUCCAGGUCAGCCAUGUUUGUGUAACAAGUUUUAUAAUAAACAGAGAAACCCUCC
Molecule: messenger RNA, 1111 nt
Organism: Erinaceus europaeus (western European hedgehog)
Lineage: Eukaryota; Metazoa; Chordata; Mammalia; Eulipotyphla; Erinaceidae
Gene: ERG28
Product: ergosterol biosynthesis 28 homolog
Exons: 5
Coding region: 119-541 (140 amino acids)
Cellular component (GO): endoplasmic reticulum; membrane
Molecular function (GO): protein-macromolecule adaptor activity
Source: RefSeq, a predicted model, not a curated record